CUUCUAGCACGAUGUGGUCGACGGUAGCGUUCGUGCUGGCGCUGGCCGCGGUGUCCCGGGCUUGCAACCCCAGUGUGACAACAGUGAGCGGCACCCACGCCCCCGCCACCGUCUGCUCCGGAGACCUCAUCUUCUCCGAUGAGUUCGAGGAGUUCGAUCUUGAGAAGUGGCAGCACGAGAACACCCUCGCUGGCGGUGGUAACUGGGAAUUCCAAUACUACAGCAACAACAGGACCAACUCGUUCGCACACAGCGGUCGCCUGUUCAUCCGGCCUUCGCUCACCGCUGACCAGUUCGGCACCAACUUCCUUACCAGUGGACUCCUUAACAUCGAAGGCGGCGCCCCCGCUGACAGAUGCACGAACCCACAAUGGUACGGCUGCGAGCGUCAGGGCACGUGGUCCCACGUGCUCAACCCUGUCAAGAGCGCGCGCAUCCGCACCGUCGACUCCUUCAGCUUCCGCUACGGUCGCGUCGAGGUGCGCGCUAAGAUGCCCGCCGGUGACUGGCUCUGGCCUGCUAUCUGGUUGAUGCCCGCCCACAACGUGUACGGCACAUGGCCUUCUUCCGGCGAGAUCGACCUGGUGGAAUCCCGCGGCAACAGGCACAUGUUCCAAAACGGUGUCCACAUCGGCACCCAGGAGGCCGGCUCGACCCUCCACUACGGUCCCUACCCCGAACUCAACGGCUGGGAAAGAGCCCACUGGCUAAGGAGGAACUCCGCCGGAUACGACACACAGUUCCACCGCUACCAACUGGAAUGGACCCCAGACUUCAUCAGGUUCAGCAUCGACGACGUUGAGCUCGGCCGCGUGACCCCCGGCAGCGGCGGCUUCUGGCAACACGGAGGCUUCAACUCCAACCCCAACAUCCUCAACCCAUGGCGCUACGGGUCCAAGAUGGCGCCCUUCGACCAGAAAUUCUACUUCAUCAUAAACUUGGCUGUCGGAGGUACCAACGGAUUCUUCCCCGACGGUGUCACCAACCCCUGGCCCAAGCCCUGGUGGAACGGAUCUCCCACGGCCGCGACCGACUUCUGGAACGCUCAAGGUAACUGGUUGCCUACUUGGAACCUCAACCAGAACGAUGGACAAGACGCCUCCCUGCAGGUCGACUACGUCCGCGUAUGGGCUUUGUAAAAAAAGACUGCUAUUUAUU
This is a messenger RNA of Aricia agestis (brown argus), 1158 nucleotides long. RefSeq names its product beta-1,3-glucan-binding protein-like. Gene Ontology annotation, molecular function: hydrolase activity, hydrolyzing O-glycosyl compounds. The coding region runs from base 12 to 1139 and encodes 375 amino acids. The record is from RefSeq and is a predicted model, not a curated record. NCBI's taxonomy places the organism in Eukaryota, Metazoa, Arthropoda, Insecta, Lepidoptera, Lycaenidae. The transcript is spliced from 7 exons. Gene Ontology annotation, biological process: carbohydrate metabolic process.